AUGCGAAACACGAUGCCAUCGGCACCUGUCGGCUCCGGCGAAAAAUUGCUCGAAAGAAAAUGGACGUAUGCGUUUACCACGUUCUUUGAUCUCAACCAUAACGGCGUCAUUGAAUGGAAAGACUUCAAGGAUCUGAUCGAUGUGAUCGGACAAGUUCGAGGGAAAAAAAGCGACGUCUAUGUGAUUGCUCGUCUUUGCUUGCCCGACAUUUGGGAGAAAAUGACGGAGGCUAUUGGAAAAAACGAGGAAGAGACGAUCACCUUGCAGGAUUGGAUCAACUUGUGCCGUAAGUCGAGAACAUCGAAAAAGGAAACUGCUUGGCAGAAGGCAUAUGUCCAAUAUAUGUUCAAACUUCUCGAUGAAUCUGGUGAUCAUUUUGUUGAUCAGGCCGAAUAUGUGCAAGUUCUCGGAUAUUUCGGAAUUUCUCGCGAAAACGCCGUCGAAUGUUUCGACAAAUUCGCAAUUAAUCAUCAAGGCCAAUUAGUGAAUAGUAUUAAUUAUAAGCGUUUCGUUUCUCUUUGGAAGGAAUUCUUCACAUCGGAAGACGAGAAUGCGCCUGGAAAUUGGCUAUUGGGAAAAGUGUUCUAA
This is a messenger RNA of Caenorhabditis bovis, 588 nucleotides long. Lineage: Eukaryota; Metazoa; Nematoda; Chromadorea; Rhabditida; Rhabditidae. The record is from the annotation of a GenBank genome assembly.